Molecule: messenger RNA, 682 nt
Organism: Solanum lycopersicum (tomato)
Lineage: Eukaryota; Viridiplantae; Streptophyta; Magnoliopsida; Solanales; Solanaceae
Product: transcription factor PRE3
Biological process (GO): regulation of growth; regulation of DNA-templated transcription
Molecular function (GO): protein dimerization activity
Source: RefSeq, a predicted model, not a curated record
AAUUGUCUUCUCUUCACCACUACUUGUGUUUUUGUGCACUUACUAUUACUUUUCUUCUCUCUCUUUCACACUCUCCAUAGCAACACAUACACUUCUAGCUAGAUUUGUCCAUUAUAUAUAAUUUUGUCUCUAAUUAGUUCAUCUACAAUUAAUAUAAUAGUAAAAAUAUUUGAAAAUAUGUCUAGUAGAAGGUCAAGAUCAUCAAGACAUUCAGGAGGAUCAAGGAUAAGUGAGGACCAAAUCAAUGAUCUUGUUAACAAAUUGCAACAACUUCUUCCAGAGCUAAGGAAUAGAUCCUCUGACAAGGUUUCAGCAAGUAGGGUGUUGCAAGAUACAUGCAAUUAUAUAAAAAGUUUGCAUAGAGAAGUUGAUGAUCUGAGUGACAGAUUAUCAGAGUUAUUGGAAUCAUCAGACACUACUCAAGCAGCUCUAAUUAGAAGCCUACUUAUGCAAUAGUCUUUAAUUUUGUACCUUUUUUUUUGUUUCAAUUUCUUUCCUACUUUAUUCAGCAGUUACCAUUUUGUUUUUUCCUUAUAAUUUAGACUUUCUAUUUAAUUAUUGACUGCUAGAAAAGAGAGUUUUGAUGUUUAUGAGUUGAACGUACCUUUAAUUUAAAGCCUUUUGGGCUCUAUCCACAUUAAUGGCCUAUUCAAUAUUUCCAUCCAUAGAUAAUAUAUUUUGA